AUAGUAACAGCAACAGAACGGCAACACAACAACACACGCCGUGCCGUUGUAGUAGCUGAAUGAGCGUGGGUAAUUAAUAAACAGCAACAGAACGGCAAAAAUAAUUUUUUUUUGACAUUCGUGCUCGGAAAAGUCUAACGGCGCGGCGUACUGUUCUGUUGCGGUUCUGUUGCUGUUGCUGUUACAUUACUCACACUAUUCAGCAUUUCGACAAUACAACAGCACGGCCUGCUGUUUUGUUGCCGCUCUGUUGUUGUUAUACGCAUGCACGCGUAUUGCCGACGUCUUGUUAAUACUAUUUUUCUCAAUUGUGCUGACAAAUUUACUAACGUGUCGUUAGUUUGCACUUCAAUUCGGAAGAAAACUAUGCAAUAUUUACGUCAUGCUAUUGCGAAUCGUAACGUCGUGUUGCUGUAGUUAUUCUCUGUUUCUAAUUUUUUCACAGCACGCUUGUAUAUAUCUGGGCAAAAUUUAAUUAUCAUUCAUUGAUUAUUUCGUUCCAUACUGAUAAAAAUGUUAUUACGAAACAGGUACAUUUUCUAUUUAUACAUCGAUCUUAGAGUUUUCUAUUUUACAUUUUAUUAUAACAAGUGAUUUGAAAAAAAUUUGAGAACAAAACACAAGCUCACUUUAGUCUUGCUGAUCCUAGGAGUAACAAUAUUCUACAAUGAAUUUCUUGCCUAUGAGAUGGAAAGCUUCAGAUGGUCCUUAAAAAAUUGUGAAAAUUGUGUGAAAUUGUUACUUGUAGCUGACCCGCAAUUAUUGGGUGAAAAAAAUGAGAACUAUCUCGGAGCUUGGUUCGCCCGGUGGGACAGCGAUAGGUACUUGUCCAAUACCUUCUCAAGGGCUGUAAGACACUCCAGGCCUCAUGCGAUAGCAUUUCUUGGAGAUCUGAUGGACGAAGGUCACAUCGCUACAAUAGAAGAAUUUUCCAAGUACAAGAAAAGAUUAGAUGAUAUAUUUUAUACCAAAGAUGAUAUUUUGAAAAUUUAUUUACCCGGAGACAAUGAUAUUGGUGGUGAGGAAGACAUGGUAUCAACUAGGAUACAUAAUAGAUUCAAAUUUGCAUUUACUCAGCCAGACACUAUAGCUUACAAGAGUGUCAUAUUUUUCAAGGUUAACAGACUCACCCGAACAAGGCCAAAUGCUCCAAAAGAAGCUUUCCUCAAUGACUAUACAGAGAGAAAUACAACGAAUGUUAUACUGAGUCAUAUGCCAUUGUUAUUUUCACCCGGGCCAUUUGUUCGAAAUGUAAUCAAGGAACUGAGUCCUCAAGUUAUCUUCACAGCUCACGAUCAUAAAGCUAAACAUCUGAGCCUUGACACAGCCACUGAUCAACUAAGUGAUACUUGGAUUUUGCCCCCUCGCGAAACGCUCCUCUAUCAAUUGAGGCUUGAUAUGGGUGAUGUACACGAGUUGCAAAUACCAACGUGCUCUUAUCGAAUGGGAACACCUCAUAUGGGAUAUGGUCUAGCAUACAUAGCGAUGCCGCAUAUACGACGCUUCGAAUCGAAAGUGGUGGUUCUUGAUAUUAGUACAUCCUCAGCGCGUCUAGGGAACGAACUCUCAAGUUAUGAGAAAAAUGUGACGAAAAAUAUUUACAAAUCCAACGCUUACAGGAAAGCAGCCAAUACAUUAAGCAGUUUACCUAAUAGAGUGAAAAACGGCAAGGAAGCUAAGGAGUUACCGGGAAUUGGGGAAAAAAUAGGCAAAAAGAUAGAUGAGUUUUUGAAAACUGGAAAACUGAGGAAGCUCGAAAUUAUCAAUCAGGAUGAGAAGAACGUUGCCAUAAAUUUACUAACAAGAAUUUCAGGCAUCGGUCCUUCCAAAGCCAAAGAACUGGUGGAUUCUGGAAUACGAUCAUUAAACGAUUUGAAACGAAACAGCGAAAAAUUGAAUCAUCAUCAAAAGUUGGGUUUGAAAUAUUUCGAAGAUUUUGAGAAUAAGAUUCCUCGCGAUGAGGUCAUGCUUAUCGAGAAUUUAAUCCGGGAUACCCUGGAUCGGUUGGAUCAAAAAUAUUUGAUGACGAUAUGUGGUAGUUAUCGACGUGGUAAAUCCGAGUGCGGAGAUAUUGAUGUUUUGAUAACACAUCCCAAUUAUACUUCCAAAGAAAAAGAUGCCAAAAAUAAAUCUACACUUCUUAAGGACGUAGUUGAGUGUUUAAAAAAAGAAGCUCUCAUCACUGAUGUAAUAUCUCAAGGGGAAACAAAAUUUAUGGGAGUCUGUCGACUUUCCGGGGAAAAAAUACGACCAUACAGACGUUUAGACAUUCGUUUGGUACCGCGCGACCAAUAUUAUUGUGCCGUUCUUUAUUUCACCGGCAGUGAUUCAUUCAACCGUGAUAUGAGAGCAAAAGCUCUUGAUAAAAAGUAUACCCUUAAUGAAUAUGCACUCAGACGAUUGACGACCGAGGGUUUACCCGGCGAUGCUGAACAAAUAAAUAGCGAAGCCGAUAUUUUUCGUUUCUUGGAAAUGACUUACAAAGAACCACAGGAUCGGAAUAUUUAAACUUGACAGUCGCAGUGGGAAUGGUACGGCAAAAUCGUGCAGACUGCCGUUUGUUUCUUUCUUUGAGCCUUAAUUAUAGUGAACACUCGGAAAAAUAAAAUGAAUGAUGGAUAUGUUA
Molecule: messenger RNA, 2626 nt
Organism: Venturia canescens
Lineage: Eukaryota; Metazoa; Arthropoda; Insecta; Hymenoptera; Ichneumonidae
Gene: Mppe
Product: Metallophosphoesterase
Exons: 12
Coding region: 688-2508 (606 amino acids)
Biological process (GO): base-excision repair; double-strand break repair via nonhomologous end joining
Molecular function (GO): DNA-directed DNA polymerase activity; DNA binding; hydrolase activity
Source: RefSeq, a predicted model, not a curated record